UUACGCCUAUUAAUUAAUAGAAGUGGAGAUUUAUUAAUAUGGUGUUUUUCGAAGUUUUUAUAUCUAUUUUACAACUAUCCAUUGAGCGGAUGCACCCUUACUCCUCUCUGACAAUGCCCAUGAGAAUAUUGUACUAAGAGAAAUUACUGAACAGGCCAAGGCCAGGCAGACAAACGACAAAAUCACCUUAUGUAAUAUAACCUAAAUUUCCAUAAGUAAAGACUUGCAAUUGCUCUUUAAAAUAUUUUUAAUGCGAACUAGAAUAAUGAAAAUGUUUAACAGCAAAAUCUAGAAAUGCCUGGUCACGUAUACUUAAGCGCAAAUAGCCUAAUGGUAUGGGAUACGAACUACCGAUCUUGAGGUCGAGGGUUCGAAACCCGCCAUUCGACUAUUGUAGUGAACCAUACCCUAGCAUAACCUCAGAGCUUAGUUGGAUUGGUUAAAGGGAAUAUUAGUAAAUUACCAAAAAAUUUACUAGUAUUUUCAACAACAAAAAAAACUUAUCAUCUUUGAGCGUCUCAGGGGGGUAAAAAUAUUUUUGAUGCGUACGGUACCACUGCUUAGUUACGCAUACAAGCGUAUUGUGUAUAGACAACUGUUUAUGUACAAGUAUAUCUAGAUUUAAUUUUAUCUCAAAAAAGAAGAUAAAGUAUUAUCAAAGUAAAUAAAGCGUAGAGCUUUGGUUCCGGACUUGUAUGUUUUGUGAAAUUCAACGAAGGAAAGUAGUGAAGCGAAAAAAAUAACGCAAAAAUUUAUGUCAUGUCUACAGAAGAUGCGAUUGAAAAUAUCAUCGGUCGUUUCGGGUUAUAUCAGACAUGGGUGUUAUUUUUAAUUGCUAUCGGACGCGUUCCUGCCGAUUUUCAAUUGACAAAUGUAGUUUACAUUUUACCAAAAGUGGAUUACGUGUGUCUUGAUGAAGGGGCUUCUAAUAUGACGAAUUACUGUCCCUGUAAAAACCCACAGUAUGAGACGAGUACUAUCGUCGAAUCGGUUGUAACAACUUGGCACCUCAUCUGCGGCAGUUCUUAUCUGGCCAGCUUAGCUCAAUCCGUGCUGCAAAUAGGAAUCCUAACGGGAAGUCUUCUUUAUGGAUAUCUUUCUGAUCGGUACGGUCGUAAAACUACAAUAUUAAUGGCGCUAACGAGUGAUGUUGUUUUUGUAGUAGCGUCAGCUUUAGUACCAGACUUUUGGAUGUUCUUAGUUCUUCGUUUUCUGAUCGGUACUUCAGUAGGCGGUACUUUGAUCUGUAGCUAUACUCUUAUGGUGGAGUUAAGUGGGAAAUCAUUUCGACCAUAUCUGCCAGGGUUGACGCAAAUAGCAUACGCUACAGUGUCUAUAGUACAUCCGAUCAUUGCUUAUUACAUAAGGGAGUGGAGGUAUCUACAAUUAGUGACGUCAGUACCCUGCGUAUUCGUGAUAUCGUAUAACUGGCUGAUGUUGGAAUCACCACGAUGGUUAAUAACUGUAGGAAAGAAAGAAGAAGCUAUAGAUGUUCUGACAAAGAUUGCAAAAAGAAACAAAAGACCGACUGAUAAUAUUGCUUCAAUUAUUUAUGCAGCUGAAGAACAUAAAACGAAGAAAGAAGAACCCAAAUAUGGAUCUUAUUUGGACUUGUUUUCAACACCAAAAAUGAAAAUGUACUCUUUAAUAAUUGCUUGUGUUUGGUUUUGCUGCGGGAACACAUUUUAUGGUAUCAAUCAGUACAUCGGGCGACUUCAGGGAAAUUUUUAUCUAAAUAUAUUUCUCUUUGGAGUUUUUCAUAUUCCUCCAUUAUUUUUUAAUGUUCUUGUAUCUUUGUAUAUUAAGAGGAAAAUUGGUGUUAUUGGUAGUUUUACUAUGUCGGCCAUUGCAUUGAUUAUAUUUAUUUAUAUUCCCAGUGAUUUAGAGUCUAUUUCUUUAGCUUUUGCUAUCCUAGGGCAUAUUGGAUCGAAUAUGGCAUUUGGACAAAUGUAUUUGUUUACGUCUGAAGUAUUCCCAACUGUUGUAAGGAAUUCAGCUUUAGGAUUUGCAUCAAUGUUUUCAAGAUUUGGUGGUUUUGCAGCCCCAUUUGUUGUUAAUAUUGGUAUAGAGUGGAUGUCUGUUGCAAUAUUUAGUGGUGUUACAUUGGUAGCGGCAUUCUUUUGCUUUUUCCUUCCCGAUACAAAGGAUAAAGUUUUAUUAAAUACAAUCGAACAAGCUGAAAAGUCGACUGAUGAAAAAUAAAUAGGCACUUUAAUAAAUAAAAAGGUUCUGCCUACCAAUUUUUAUUCGUUGUAACAGUAAGUUAUGGAA
Molecule: messenger RNA, 2271 nt
Organism: Papilio polytes (common Mormon)
Lineage: Eukaryota; Metazoa; Arthropoda; Insecta; Lepidoptera; Papilionidae
Product: organic cation transporter-like protein
Exons: 3
Coding region: 760-2202 (480 amino acids)
Biological process (GO): transmembrane transport
Cellular component (GO): membrane
Molecular function (GO): transmembrane transporter activity
Source: RefSeq, a predicted model, not a curated record